GUUUAAAGGUCAGAAGAAAGGAGCAAGUUUUGCGAGAGGCACGGAGAGAGAGUGCUGGCAGUACAAUGACAGUUUUCCUUUCCUUAGCUUUCCUCCUCGCUGCCAUUCUGACUCACGUAGGGUGCAGCAACCAGCGCCGGAGUCCAGAACACGGUGGGAGAAGAUAUAGCCGGAUUCAGUAUGGGCAAUGUGCCUACACUUUCAUUCUUCCAGAACAUGACGGGAACUGUCGUGAGAGUAGGACAGACCAGUACAACACAAACGCUCUGCAGAGAGACGCUCCGCACGUGGAACCGGAUUUCUCUUCCCAGAAACUCCAACAUCUGGAGCAUGUGCUGGAAAACUAUACUCAGUGGCUGCAAAAAAUUGAGAAUUACGUGGUGGAAAAUAUGAAGUCGGAAAUGGCCCAGAUACAGCAGAAUGCAGUUCAGAACCACACGGCCACCAUGCUCGAGAUAGGAACCAGCCUCCUCUCGCAGACCGCAGAGCAGACCAGAAAGCUGACAGAUGUGGAGACGCAGAUGCUAAAUCAAACAUCCCGACUUGAAAUACAAAUGCUGGAGAAUUCAUUAUCAACAUACAAGCUAGAGAAGCAACUUCUUCAACAGACAAAUGAAAUCCUAAAGAUUCAGGAGAAAAACAGUUUAUUAGAACAUAAAAUCUCAGAAUUGGAGGGAAAGCACAAGGAAGAGUUGGACACCUUAAGGGAAGAGAAGGAGACUCUCCAAACCUUGGUUACUCGGCAAACAUAUAUAAUCCAGGAACUUGGGAAGCAGCUGAAUAGAGCAACCACCAACAACAGUGUCCUUCAGAAGCAGCAGCUGGAGCUGACAGACACAGUGCAUAACCUCGUCAACCUGUUCACUAAAGAAGGUGUUUUACUAAAGGGAGGAAAAAAAGAGGAACCAUUUAGAGACUGUGCAGAUGUAUAUCAAGCUGGUUUUAAUAAAAGUGGAAUCUACACUAUUUAUAUUAAUAAUAUGCCAGAACCCAAAAAGGUAUUUUGCAAUAUGGAUCUUAAUGGGGGUGGUUGGACUGUGAUACAGCAUCGUGAAGAUGGAAGUGUGGAUUUCCAAAGAGGUUGGAAAGAAUAUAAAAUGGGUUUUGGAAAUCCCUCUGGUGAAUACUGGCUGGGGAAUGAGUUUAUUUUUGCCAUGACCAGUCAGAGACAGUACACACUCAGAAUCCAGUUAAUGGACUGGGAGGGAAACCAAGCCUAUUCGCAAUAUGACAGAUUCCACAUAGGAAAUGAAAAGCAAAACUAUAGGUUGUAUUUAAAGGGUCACAGUGGGACAGCAGGACAGCAGAGCAGCCUGGUCAUACAUGGCGCUGAUUUCAGCACUAAAGAUGCCGAUAAUGACAACUGUCUAUGCAAAUGCGCCCUCAUGCUCACAGGAGGCUGGUGGUUUGAUGCUUGUGGUCCAUCCAAUCUAAACGGAAUGUUCUAUACAGCGGGACAAAACCUGGGCAAACUGAAUGGGAUAAAGUGGCAUUACUUCAAAGGGCCCAGUUACUCCUUACAUUCCGCAACCAUGAUGAUCCGACCUUUGGAUUUUUGAAGGCACGAUCUCAGGAGCAGUUUAUAAAAACAACAAAGAAAUCUGGAGACGCUACCAGAUGAGAAACCGCUUGAAAACUUCUGGAGCAAAACCAUGUGUCCCCCUUCCGGCAGCAGGCAGCAGUUCCGUGAAAUCAGCAAGGUUCUUGA
Molecule: messenger RNA, 1708 nt
Organism: Eptesicus fuscus (big brown bat)
Lineage: Eukaryota; Metazoa; Chordata; Mammalia; Chiroptera; Vespertilionidae
Gene: ANGPT1
Product: angiopoietin 1
Exons: 9
Coding region: 66-1559 (497 amino acids)
Biological process (GO): angiogenesis; Tie signaling pathway
Molecular function (GO): receptor tyrosine kinase binding
Source: RefSeq, a predicted model, not a curated record